Molecule: messenger RNA, 2483 nt
Organism: Dermatophagoides farinae (American house dust mite)
Lineage: Eukaryota; Metazoa; Arthropoda; Arachnida; Sarcoptiformes; Pyroglyphidae
Source: RefSeq, a predicted model, not a curated record
UCAUCAACAUCAAAACUUGAUGACAAAAUCAAUAGUAGUUGUAAUAAUGAUGAUGAUGAUGAUGAUGAUGAUUGUGUAGAUGGUAUUAUUGCGGUCGAUACAACAAUAACAAACAAACUUUCCACAUGUUGUAAUAAUGAAAAUGUCAUUGAAGAUUUUAGCCAAUAUCUACUUCAUGAUAAUGAUCCACCAUUGACUUUUCAACAGAAACAAAAACAACAGCAACAACAACAGCAACAGCAGCAGCAGCAAUUAAAUAAUUCAAAUACAAUGAUGAUGAUAUCGAAUUCAUCAUCAUUAUCCACAGAUUAUUGUUGUCUAAAUUCGAUACAAUUUAAUAAUAAUAAUAAUUCGGAUACAAUGAUGGUAUCAAUCAAUGAUGAUAAUAAUUAUAAUAGGAAAGAAAAUGGAAAUAAUUAUCUACGAAAUUAUCUGACUAACACUGAUACCGAUGAUGAAAUGAUUGAGAAAAAUUUCACUCUUUAUGAUUAUUAUCCAGCAACAGAAUUGAUGCCACCACCACCACCACCACCACCACCACCAGCACCAGCAUCAGCACUAUCUAUGCCAUCGUCGUCGAAAACAUUGAAAUCAUCCUUUUUCAAAAAACAACAGCAACAACAACAGCAACGACAACGAGAGCAAAAAAAUCUACAAUCAUCAAUACCAUUAUUGCAGAAAUUAUCUUUAUCAAAUGAUGAAUUAUAUGAACCAGAAUUAUAUCUAAUACAGGAGCUGACUACUGCUUGUUUAUUAUUGAAAAAUCCAUAUAAACGUAUACAAUAUAGUUCAUUAUUUACAAAGAAUCCAAAAUAUCCUAGUCAUAUGCCACAUGAUUGUGGUAUAACAGAAUUUUUCAUUCAUCGUCUUAUAAGAAUGUCAAAACGUUUAGGUUCAUUCGCUAAACUAAUGCUUGAUGAUCAGAUUGAAUUACUCAAACACAAUGUACUCGAUAUGCUUCUCAUACGUUCGGUAUUGUUGUAUGAUCCAGAUCGUAAAGCUUUUUGUUUACUUGAUGAUAAAUGUAAAGUAUCCAUAAUGGUUGAUCAUGAAAUACUACGGCCAUGUUGUAUCAAAUAUGAUUAUGAACGUCAUAAAAAUUUUCCAGCAAAAUUUAAACAUGAAUGGAAAAAUGAUAACAUUAUAUUUGAUUUGUUGACGGCCAUCACAUUGUUUACACCACGAUUGAAUACAAGGCAAAAUAAAAAAAUCAAGGAUGAAUAUUCUCGUUACACAUGUCUAUUACGUCGUUAUUUACAGAUCAAAUAUGGCCAUGGUAAUGAUGAUGCAAAAAAUUCGUUUGCAAUAUUAAUGUCAUUAAUAGAUGAAAUGCGUUUAUUGGCUGAAGAUGUAACACAAUUAUUUGUACGUAUUUAUCGUGUUAUGCAUUCAUUUCCAUUAUUUAUGGAUCUAAAAUUUGGUGCAAAUAAUGAACUGAAAAAUGAUUCAACAUUAUUCAACAAUAUUCACAAUGAUUCAAGAUAUAAUAAUGAUGAAAUAAUAACCAUUGCGAAUGCUAUCAAUGAUAAUCAUCAUGAUAUUCGAUUGGAAAUGGAAAAUAUUAUGAUGGCUAAUAAUUUGGCAAUUGAAUCGAAUAUUUGUUAUAUGCCUACAUCAGCAAAUAAUCAAACAUUGCCAUCGCUAUCAUCGUCAUCAUCAUCAUCAUCAUUUAUAUUGACCAAUAACAAUAAUACAAAUUGUAACAGUUUGGCUGGACAAAUAUCAUCAUCAUCAUCAUCAUUAUAUGAAAUACUAAAUAAUGGUACAACAAUAGAUGAUGAUGAUAGUAUUUCAAUGAUGAUCAUGUCAUCGAAUGGUAACGCCGGCAACCAUAACCAUCAUCAUCAGAAUCAUUCAAAUAAUAAUAAUGCCACCAAUGCAUAUCAUGAAUGUUUUCUAAAUUCAGUCAUUUGAUCAUCAUUGAAAAUGGAUCUCCCUUUUUUUCUAUUACUCAAUAUUCACAUGAAAAUCCUUUUUUACACACACAAACACACACACAUAUUGACCACUCUUAAUUUCAUUGUGUGUGUGUGUGUUUGUUGUUUGAAUAUUCUUCAAAGUCAAUAUCUAAAUGAACAUCUCAAGAUGUAGUUAAUGUGUACCAAAAUAAAAUUAGCAAUUGUCGUUGUUUCCAUCAUCAUCAUCAUCAUCAUGACAACCGGACAACAAGAAUGAAUUAAGAUGAAAAAAAAAUUUCUUAGAACAUGGAACAAUAGAAUAUUCUGAAUAAGAAUCUGACAAAGUUAAUAUAGAAAUGUGUGUGUGUGUGAGUGUGUGUUUGAUUUGAUGUGAUGGCCAAUCACACCAAUCAUCAUCAUCAUCAUCAUAUAUUGUGAAUGGUUAAGUUUUUUUUUCUUCUUGGGCACCAUAUGGUUUCUUGGUAACACACAUAAUUAUUGGCUUGAUAUUAUUAUUUGUCACAACAUUUAUUAAUGUAACAAACUCAUGCACACAUGAAUUAAACUUGUAACAAACAAAAAAAA